Messenger RNA from Grammomys surdaster, 6965 nucleotides. It is a transcript of the gene Micall1, whose product is annotated as MICAL like 1. Gene Ontology annotation, molecular function: protein binding. The transcript has 16 exons. The record is from RefSeq and is a predicted model, not a curated record. Lineage: Eukaryota; Metazoa; Chordata; Mammalia; Rodentia; Muridae. The coding region runs from base 1 to 2604 and encodes 867 amino acids.
AUGGCGGGGCCGCGGGGCGCGCUUCUGGCCUGGUGUCGCCGCCAGUGCGAGGGCUACCGCGGCGUGGACAUCCGCGACCUGAGCAGUUCCUUCCGGGACGGCCUGGCUUUCUGCGCCAUCCUGCACCGGCACCGGCCCGACCUGCUCGACUUCCAGUCUCUCUCCAAGGAAAAUGUCUUUGAGAAUAACCGAUUGGCCUUUGAAGUGGCUGAAAAGGAACUGGGCAUCCCUGCUCUCCUGGACCCCAAUGACAUGGUCUCCAUGAGUGUCCCUGACUGUCUCAGCAUCAUGACCUAUGUGUCCCAGUACUAUAACCACUUCACCAGUUCUGGCCAAGCUGCUGCCUCACCACCCAAACCAGGAAAGGACCCAGCACCCCCCUCCCCCACAUCCACAUCACCUGCUGUGCAGCCAGGAGAGGAGGCUCAGGGUGAUGACCUCUCCCCAGACAGCCUAUCCGAGCAGGGCAAACAACAGCCCCCCAGCAGUGCAUGCGCAGCCUGUGGGCAGCGGGUGCACCUGGUUCAGCGGUACUUGGCGGAGGGCAGGCUCUACCACCGGCACUGCUUCCGAUGUCGGCAGUGUUCCAGCACGCUGGUCCCAGGCUCUUACAGUAGUGGGCCCGAGGAAGGCACCUUUGUGUGUGCAGAACGCUGCACCAGGCUGGGUCCUGGAGGCCGGUCAGGAACUAGGCCCCCUUCACAGCAAAAGCAGCAGCUGGCAGCAGAAGCCAAGGAUGGAGAGGACAGAGACCUGAGCCCGAGCGUGGCUGCGGUGGCUGAGGCAGACGGACUCCAGGCCAGCUCCGAGGUACAGCCCCACACCCUGACCAAGCCACCUCUUCCCAGCAAGCCCCAGGAGCUGGCCAGUCCCCCUAUUGGCAGGCCCACACCUGCCCCCAGGAAGGCUUCCGAGAGUUCAGCCUUAACACCCCCAACACCGAGGCCUCGGUCUAGCCUGCAGCAAGAUGGCAUGAUGGAGCAGAGUGUCAGCAGUGGCCUUGUGAACGGAAGACUACAGGAACCACCUGUUCCCAAGCCAAGAGGGACACCCAAGCUGUCAGAGAGGAUGCCAGCACAAAGGAAGGACCCCCCAUGGAUCACAUUGGUGCAGACAGAGCCAAAGAAGAAGCCUGCCCCACUGCCCCCCAGCAGCGGUCCUGGGCCACUGAGUCAGGCCAGCAGGCAGGUGGAGAACGGUGGCCUGAAGGAAAAGGCCCAGAAAAGCCCAGUAGCUGAGCCAGAGCCCAAGCCCUACAACCCCUUUGAGGAGGAAGAGGAAGAAGAGUCUGCCCCAGCAGUACCCAGCCCUGCUCCAGCCCCACCAGUUCCUAGCUCUGCCCCAACCCCAGCCGUACCCAGCCCUGCCCCAGGCCCACCAGAGGCCACCCCCAAGUCCCUGCACCCCUGGUAUGGCAUCACCCCCACCAGCAGCCCGAAGACAAAGAAGCGCCCUGCCCCGAGAGCACCCAGUGCCUCCCCACUUGCUCUCCACGCCUCUCGCCUGUCACACUCAGAGCCUCCUUCAGCUACGCCGUCACCAGCCCUUAGCGUGGAGAGUCUAUCAUCCGAGAGCUCCAGUCACACUGCCAAUGCAGAGCCUUUGGAGCCGCCUGCUGUACCCAAGAGCUCCUCGGAUCCUGCUGUGCAUGUGCCUGGUACCCCUGGCACAUCUGGGAACUCUGUCACCCCUUCAGCCAACUCUUCCCUGUCAUCUUCUGGGGAGCUAGGGCAGCCUAGUGGUGAACAAACGCCACAGGCCAGGACAAAGGGCAGCCCAGGUACCCAUUCUACCAAGCCCUUCAGUGGUGCCACCCCUACCCCAUUCUUGUUGGCUGGAGACCGGAACCCUGCACCUUCCGUGGGGAGCUCAUCCCCACAGCUGCAGAUCAAGUCUUCCUGCAAGGAGAAUCCUUUCAACCGGAAACCAUCUCCCUCUGCGUCUCCAACCGUAAGGAAGGCCACCAAAGGAGCCAGGCCUGUGAGGCCUCCUGCCCCCGGACACGGCUUUCCACUCAUCAAACGCAAGGUCCAGGCUGACCAGUAUAUUCCUGAGGAGGACAUCUACGGUGAGAUGGACACUAUUGAGCGCCAGCUGGAUGCCCUGGAACACAGUGGGGUUCUGUUGGAGGAGAAGCUGCGCAGUGGGGCACAUGAGGGCAGCGAGGACGACAUGCUGGUGGAUUGGUUCAAGCUCAUCCACGAGAAGCAUCUGCUGGUCCGCCGAGAGUCUGAGCUCAUUUAUGUCUUCAAGCAGCAGAACCUGGAGCAGCGGCAGGCUGAUGUGGAGUAUGAACUCCGAUGCCUUCUCAACAAGCCAGAGAAGGACUGGACAGACGAGGAUCGGGCCAGAGAGAAGGUGCUGAUGCAGGAACUCAUGACCCUGAUCGAGCAGCGAGAUGCUAUUGUCAACUGCCUGGAUGAGGACCGGCAGAGGGAAGAAGAGGAAGACAAGAUGUUGGAAACUAUGAUCAAAAAGAAAGAUUUCCAAAGAGAGGCUGAGUCUGACAGUAAGAAGAAGGGCAAGUUCAAGACCAUGAAGGUGCUGAAGCUUCUGGGGAACAAGCGAGAAGCCAAGAGCAAGGCCCCUGGGGACAAGAGCUGACAGCAAAGGAAGCCACCUUCCUUUCCUCUCCUGGAGCUUUGAGGCCAGAGCAGCACUCUGCUGCCUGUGGACCUGCCAAGGGGGAUUAUGACCUUGGGAGGGAGUCUCUGGGUGACCUUUGCCUUCCUCGGUGGUCUCCAGCUGGUCUGGGCUAAAGAUUUUUCCCUCUUCCCUGUGUCCCAGACAGCUGUGACUUAGCCCUGCCCACUUGGCGUCUGGCACCAGAUGCUGUGACAUGCCUGGGUGUAAGCAGGGAUACAGGCUCCAGGCAGAGGCAGUGGCUCUCACUGUUGCUCUCUCAGCCAGGCCAGAUGGAGUCUUCAUCAGCCCUGCUCACAGCAGGCCUGGCUAAGGGCUUGUGGACCUUGUAGCAGGCCAGCAGCAAGGUUGGCUGCCUAGAUUCUUCUCCCAGCCCUGACCCUUAGUCCCUACCUUCCUGUCUAGCACAGAUGCCCUUGAAAAUCAUGUCACCUCAUUCAGGAGCUGUAUUUAUGAAGUCUCAAGUCCAGCUUCUCCGUGAGUGCUCUGUGUUGUGUCAGAAGGGAAUGGGCUGCUGACGAGUUCUGUUUCUUCUCCCUCAUCUCCCUCGCUCUGUGGGAAUCCUUGUGUACCACACAGGGACCUGCUACCUGUGUUGGGGCAGUCACUCAGGUCAGCCUAGGAAGGUGUGCUUUGAGUAGGAGUCCUCUAAUUCAGGCUUUCUGCCCACCCUAUGCCCAGGGGAUGGGCCCAUUCCUUUUUGUGGUUGGUGCAACCUGUCUUUUCUGUUGUCUGUUCCCUUCAAGGUCUGAUGGCCACUCACCACUGAGUGGCUCUAGGAGAAGUGGUGGGAUACCUCUUUUCAUUGGGGACUGUGCCAGGCAGCUUAUGGUCCAAGCACUGUUCUUACACUCGGGGACUUCAGAGUUCCUCGCUCUGUGCAUCCUGGGAAGGAACUCAACUGUAUCUCAGUAGCCUGCGCCAUGCAGCCUUGGGCACAGCCACAUCUGUGCCCUCUGGCCUGUCUAGGCUGUCCACUCAGUUGAGAACCUGACCCAUGUAGCCUUUGGUAGUCUCUCCAGAUACACUUGCUGUCUUGGAGCCAGGGCCACCACCUCAGAGAGCUUUCCGAGGAGCCCUAUGACCCAGUUGCUGUAACCCAAGAGAGGGCGCUACCAGGCUGUCUGGGUGUCAAGGAAAAUUCAUGUGUCAGUGGGACAGAAUAGCGUCUCUCAUAGUCACCUGUGUCCUUUGAACAUGGGCCCAGGCUUGUCAGAUCUUGCCCAUUUUUCAGAAGAAAUCCAGACUCCAGUUCUCGUACAGAUAUAAGUUGUAUAUGCUGACAUCAAAGUUGAGUUUGUCACAGUAGGCUAUACUUGUCCUGGGUUUUCCAUUGUGCUAGGCCUGCAAAUUAGAGGGCUUGCCCUACUGAUUGAAUCUUUAUCUGCUGGCUGCUGCAUAGUAGACAUGUUUAUUCUAUGACAAGAACACAGGUCAUAUGUUCUAUUGGAAUUAUGGGGAACUUCAUCCUCAUUUAUGGGGACAGGAAAUACUGGUGAAAGUCCGGCUGUUCAGUGUUACCAGCCUAAAGAAAGGACACUGAUGUGCAGUGUACCAGCUGGGGAGCACGUGGUGCACCAGGUGGGGAGUGGGUAUACCAGCUGGGGAGCAGCUGUGGGGAUCAGGUGUCCAGCAGGGCUGCUUUCCUUGUCAGGUGCUGCUUGACCUUCAGGCUGAGGUCUCAGGGGCACUUAAGAGCAACGGUGGCAUCUGCCAGGGCCCUUUCCAUACAGGUCCUCCAUUUACAUUUGUUCCCAUAGUCUCUGACCUUAGCCCUGCUGGGGACUCUGCAGUAACCACCUGGAUGGAGUGUCUUGGUGAACUUGAGAUUCCACACCACAGUCCUGAAGGUUAGCACUGGCUGCAGGCUGCUCUUGAACCUUGUUUCCCCUUUCUUCUGGAAAUUUGCAAACAACAGUUAGAUCCCAUCUGUGCUGGACAGGUUCUGAUUCUGAACAAAUAAGCAUUAUCCCUGGGGAAACAAGGUGGCACUUGUCACAGGCAAGUGAAAUGUAUUUUAUUGGCCAGUUAAUCAUUGUGGUUAAAUAUCUGCCCAAGGCUACAAGAAGCCAAAGACUUAGAUCCUAAGAGGAAGUUCUAAGGAAGGGAAGAAUCAUGUUCACUUUUAGGUUUAGAAAGGCAAAACAGAGAGCACCUGAGGCCAGUUGUGACAUCAGGAGAGCCAGAGAGAGGGUACCCUUAGGCACAUGUCCAAGGUGGUGAGCCUGGGCAUCACCAUGGUGUGCCUGGGGCUUCCCCUAGAGAAGGCUUCAACACAGUAGCUGUGACAAUACUCGGAAGUCCCACUGAGGCCUCUACAUCCCAAGGCAGCGUCUAGGACACUGUCUCAUGCCCCAGGACAGUGCCAUGUCAUGAUGUGGCAUGGCCCCUGUGGGUGGGCAAGCCUGGGGGUGACACUGCUUGGCCGAGUGAAGGGCUCUGGUUCUGGCUGUUGUGCUGGGUUGGCAGUCUGACUGGGCAAGCCCGCCCUUGUCCUGGGUUAAGUGGUGGCGAGGGCCUUCCUAAGCUCCUUGCUCCUCCUGCGGUCAAUGUCCUCCAUCUCCCGCAGUUUCUGCAAAGAGCCAUCAGGAAGAGCUGCUGUCAUGCCAGAACUCCUGAGAUACUAACUCUCCUAGUGCUGGCUGGGGCUCCUUCCAUUUGACUGUACCCUUCCCUUGGUGGGCUCUCCUACCUGGGAGAUUUCAGCCAGGAUGAUUCCUCGGUAUUGCUUGCCCUGUCCCAGAGCCUCCAUGGCAGCCAAGAAUUCUUUCCUGUCCUGGAUUUCCUUCACCACUGCACAGAGGGGAGGGGCCAUCAAUGCACUGGGCAGGAGGAGUGCACCGGGUCCCAGGCAUGGUCUCUGAGGGACACUGGCUGUCUAUCAAGCCAUUGUUGCUCUCUUGUUAGCCCUGUCAGUUCUACACACAAGCGCGUGCGCAUGCGUGCGUGCAUACACACACAUGCGGGCGCGCACACACACGCGCGCACACACACACACACACACACAGUGGCUCACGCUCGUCAAAGCGGUCCAGCUCAGGAGCUGGGUCUUCUUGCCGCACAUGGGGAGCCUUUUUCCGUUCCGCCAUGUCCUUCCCAUUGGCAAAGAUAUUUUGGAGUCUUCGUUUCUCUUUCUCCAGAUCUCCUGUGGGGCCCAGAAACAGUCUUGCUAGGGUGCAGAGCAAGGCCUGUUCCCGUGUCCCCACCGGCUGUGAGCACUGCGGGUGUCAGGCUUGUGAGGAGUGGGCCUCUGCAGAUCCUACGCUUCCCUGGCUGUUCCUGAGCAGAACAUGUCAGGCUAGCGCUGGAAACAACCAAGAACAAGCACCAGUGCAGAGCUAAUGGGUAACCCAGAAACACAGGGCUCCGAAGUGGCCUGUGUGUAGGGAACUGUGGGGGUGUUAGUGGGUCUGGGCCAAAGGCGGUGUUAGAGGAGGAGGGGCUCCCAGAUGUGGGCUCAAAUGCAGGGGAGAUGGACUUGAAGGAGCAAGAGGGCAUGCAGCUGACAGCCACAUGUCCCUCUGGGACUGGGAAAACUGGAUUAAUCGGAAAAAAGUUCUAGGAAGAUAAAGAGGGCCACCUGACUGGUUUCCUGCCUGGGUUUGUUAUCAGCUUACUUGAAUGAUGCUGUCUGUCCCGGGCUCAUGUGACCCCAGAAGAGAGCCCUGAGCCCACCACUUACUGGUGGCCUGAGGCUUGAAUUGCUCGCGAUUGUAUGCCCCAUUGGCUUGACACAAGCUGGCGGGCCGGAGGUGAGAGUGGGUGGCCAGGAUGGGAGGCAGGUAGACAGCUGCAGCUGACUUCUUGGAGGGAGAGCCCCUCUGGCUGGAUGUUGGGUGGCACUGCAGGGGCAGAGGGGCUCCUCCUAGGAAUACAAGGAGCAAGUGGGGGCACCUGUUUUGCUGGCUCUUCAAAGAAAAUAAGGUAGCUGCCAGAAGUCAGCCCCAAGUCACUGGGAGCCCGCUCCCCCACAAACUGUAGUAAGAAUUAGGAGGCUGCUCCUUGUUCUUGAAGCUUCUAAGACAUAUCCAAGGAUGUUUGGUUUGUACACAUAGGGUUCUUACACUGGAUCAUACCAUAUGGUCAGUAACAGCCUUUCCACUUACCAACUUAUCAUGGCCAAGUUCCUAUAAGCACAUUCAUACCUAACUUAUUUUUUUUUAUAGCUGUGUACUAGUUGUUAGAAUGGUUACAUUAUUUAUUCAGCUAGUCUACUUCUGGACAUUCUGGUUGUCUCUGGUAUUUUUUUUCUUUUUCGUUGGCUGGAUUUUUACUACUUUCCAACAAUGCUGCAAUAAACAUUCUUAUACACUGAAGCUUCA